UAUCUUUGUAAACGAGAGAGAAAGUUUCCCGCGGAAUAAACUGUUGAAUAGUCUACCUGAGACGACGGUGAAUUUUAUGAGCCAGCGCUCAAGAUCUUAAUUGUUUCCGUCCCGUUGAUUAAAUAAGACUAUGGAAUUUCAUCAUUUCGUGGUAAUCUUGUGCUUUGGUCAUUUGGUCCGGUCGAAUCUCACGACAGAAGUUCCGGAUUUAUCGCAUAAAAUCACCUAUCGUGAGGACUCAAAUUCGCAAACUGGUGUUCUCAGUGUAAACCGGAAAAAUGUGAUUCCGACAAAUCUGCAGGAAGUUUUAAAUUUUUACAACAGCAAAUCGCUGGCAGCAAUCUGGCCGAAUUUUAAGCAAAACGUGUCCAGAGACUGCCAGAAGGAUAUGGAUACCUACAUAGAGGCACUCAGAAAUGCUGAUCAUUGGGCUUUAAAAAUGGAUGAUGCGAGCGGAAAAUACUCAUCCGGAUGGUUUUGGGGCAAUAACUAUUGGCUGGGAUCGAAAAGCUUAUGCGAAAAUAUCGAACCAAACCCCAACGGAUUCAUGGCAAAUAAUCGUUCCAGGGUGGUGCGAAGUGCGAAUGUUCCAAGUCCAAGUCAAGCGCUUGGAUAUCGGGAAGGGCCGUUGGAUCAGGCUUCAGUUCCUCCCUUUUCUGUCUCAUUUUUUGUGCUGAAGCUCGAUGUUAAUGAUAGUUUUUCCCAGGAAGACCGUGUGCUCUCUGUAGGAUUGUGCUUGCCUCAAGUAUGUCUGGACGAAGACGUUGAACUGAUAAUGCAGGAAACUUCUGCAGAAUCUGAUAGAGUAGCCGUGGACGUGCUUUCGAUAAAAUCUAGUCAUAAUCGUUACAUCAUGUGGCAAGAUCAAACGUUUCUGAUACUUUGUGUUAUCACCGCAAUGGCAGCCUGUUGUUUAUCGGUUGGAACCUUAUUCGACUACUACCUAGAAUACCAGAAGAACCAAAACGUUACCACCAUCACCCAAAGGUUCUCCGUUCCCAGCUUGUCAUCCACCAAUGGAAAAUCUGGAAUUUAUGUUGUAAAUACAAACGACGGUAACAACAAUAAUGGAAACGCGUCUCCGAUUGAACCAUCUACAACUUCGCGCGAAACUGUUACAAGAUUAAUUAUUAGGGAACUGAUAUUGUCGUUCUCAGUGCGAGCGAAUCUGAAAACAAUCUGCGACCAGACGGUGGGAAGCGAUACCAUUCCAGUUCUUCAUGGAUUAAAAGCUAUCAGCAUGGCUUGGGUAAUAUUAGGACACACCUGCAUCGUGGCAUUCAAAUACUCCGACAACAUGGACUAUAGGAAAGUGGUGCAAAAGGAAUUGUGGUUUCAGACAAUAUCGAACGGAGCCUUCAGUGUUGAUACGUUCUUUUUUGUCAGUGGUUUACUCGUGUCGUUCCUGUAUUUCAGAACGAAUGCCAAAGGAAAGCUGGAUCCGCUUUCGAAAGGGCGAAAUGGAUUCGUGGCCGGUCUUUUACAUUUUCUUGGUUUAAUGUUUUAUCGAUUUGCUAGACUUAGCGUACCCUACGUGUUCUCUUUGGGUGUAAACAUUGUGGUGAUGAAAUGGUUCAAUUACAACUCAGUCUUCGAGCCACCAACUAUGGACCAUGUGAAUUGCCCUGAUUAUUGGUGGCGAAAUGUUUUGUACAUUAACACUCUUUUUCCUGUGAAUGAAAUGUGUAUGCUUUGGAGCUGGUACCUUUCAGACGAUACACAAUUCUACGCUGUGGGAGCAGUCAUUUUGAUUUUAGCCGCAAGUCACUUUAAGACCGCAGCAGUGUUAUUGGCACUUUUCUCCGCUAGUUCCUGGAUAACAACUGGCUUUAUUGCCUACAGCAACAGUCACGUUCCAGGAGCCGAUGAUCCUCUGGCUUUGUUUGACAAAAUUUACGAUAAACCCUGGACCAGACUGGGACCUUACAUGGUCGGCAUGUGCGUUGGAUGGCUCCUGUUCAAGAAAGACUGUAGAAUAUCCAUGUCCAAGUUGUGGGUGGUGAUUGGAUGGGUGUCCUCCUUCGGUCUACUCCUAGCGCUGGUUUAUGGAUUGUAUGAAGUUCAUCUUUCUCCAAUAGCUGGGGCCGCCUACAGCUCGCUCAGCCACACUGCAUGGGCUGUAGGCCUGGCAUGGAUCGUGGUCGCUUGCGUAACUGGCUAUGGAGGUAUGAUCAAUAAACUCCUUUCGCUGCCGAUUUUGUACCCAUUCAGCAGAGUCACCUAUUGCGCCUACCUGGUGCAUCCUUUGCUGAUCAGAUUCAUGGUUAUGACUAUGGACAGUCCCGUCCAUUUGGGGAGAGUUUCCACUGUUAUCAUUUUCCUGGGACAAGUUCUGGCCUCAUAUAUCAUCUCUUUUAUAUUGUCCAUCGCCUUCGAGGCGCCGGUCGUUUCAAUGUUAAGAAUCAUUUCGAAAGUUGUUGCUCAUAAAAGGCACACAUCUAGCAACUUGUAAGGUGGCACAACGCUUUUUAACUUUAUCCUACGCUCAACAGAACUGAGUCGAUUCUCAUUUUCUACCUACUUACUAAUGGAACAUGUUAGGAUUUGAUGAUCUGCAUAUGGAAAAGUACUAGUUAGGAUAUUUUUUAAUUUAUUUUAGUUUUGUAGAGUUUGAACAGUCUGAAGGAAAUGUAACGAGUAUAUUUAUGAUACCUACAUGAAAAACUCAUUUGAAAAAUCUAAGCAUUUUACACAGGAAAACAAAGGACGUAGCAAAGUGCAACACAGUUCAAUUAACUUUGGCAUGAAAACAAGGUGAAUUAGGAUGUUUUUGCACCUAUAGGAGGUUAUUUUUCCUUUUGAGUACCAUAUAAGUAACGUAAAAAUGAAAUAGCCCGGGCAUAAGCAAAUAGCCAAAGAUAUUAGAUUAUACUGGGCCCGUUUCAUUCUGUAUAUAUUUAUUGCUUGAUACGUUUUGUGUAAAUAAAGAGCAAUUAGUAAUCUUGCCAAA
Molecule: messenger RNA, 2950 nt
Organism: Dendroctonus ponderosae (mountain pine beetle)
Lineage: Eukaryota; Metazoa; Arthropoda; Insecta; Coleoptera; Curculionidae
Product: nose resistant to fluoxetine protein 6
Exons: 13
Coding region: 131-2452 (773 amino acids)
Molecular function (GO): acyltransferase activity, transferring groups other than amino-acyl groups
Source: RefSeq, a predicted model, not a curated record